Messenger RNA from Paraglomus brasilianum, 540 nucleotides. The record is from the annotation of a GenBank genome assembly. Lineage: Eukaryota; Fungi; Glomeromycota; Glomeromycetes; Paraglomerales; Paraglomeraceae.
AUGAGCAAAAUCGUCAGCUUGACCUUUCUCUUGGCUACCCUUCUCACUGUGAUCUCUACGCCAGUCGCGGCUGCCGGACUUGAGAAAAAAUGGCAAAAUAAUAAUUGUUGUCCAGUCGCUAUCUGCGAAUUCGAGAAGGGUGACCCCUUCGAUCACCGACGCCACGCUAAACGCAAUAUAAACCCGUUUGAUGGAUUUAUUCAAUUUACUGAUACGUUUAACAACCAGCUGUUUGUCUCCGGUUUCUUGGAUGCAGAAAACUUUCAGUCGGAUACCACUGCUGAUAAUCAAGGCAUUGACGUUCACGUAACCGAUUGUAACCUCCAAAAUAUUGAAAACGGACUUGAUUUAGACAGCAUCGAUGACAUUUUCGAUAAGCCUUUCGUUGGCGUUUUCCCCAACGAGAAAGUUAGUCAACUUAUUGGCAAAUGCUGUGUUGUGGCAGAUGAUAAUCAAAAUGAUCAAAUUAUUGCUGUUGCAAAGGUGAAGGAAGCCAUUCGGUGUGGGCGUAACAAAAAAAUCGUUAUAAGUGAUCUCUAG